Molecule: messenger RNA, 4422 nt
Organism: Pseudonaja textilis
Lineage: Eukaryota; Metazoa; Chordata; Lepidosauria; Squamata; Elapidae
Gene: ADAMTS6
Product: ADAM metallopeptidase with thrombospondin type 1 motif 6
Biological process (GO): extracellular matrix organization; proteolysis
Cellular component (GO): extracellular matrix
Molecular function (GO): metalloendopeptidase activity
Source: RefSeq, a predicted model, not a curated record
AAUAUCUAUCAAGAAGUGGAACAAGAAGUAGCAGAAGAAAUAUAAUAUUUUCUGGUUAUGGUGCAGUUCUGGAGUGGAGUUAAAGUUAUAGCACAUAGGUAGCCUACAUCUUCUAAAUUAUGGAAAUUUUUUGGAAGACGUUGACCUGGAUUUUGUUCUUAAUUAUGGUAUUAUCAGAAUAUCACGGUGACAACAGGCUUUCAUAUAGUUCUCAAGAGGAAUUCCUGUCUUAUCUUGAACACUAUCAACUAACAAUCCCAAUAAGGGUUGACCAUAAUGGAGCCUUCCUCAGUUUUACUGUGAAAAAUACUAAACCCAGCGGAAGAAAGAAGAGGAGUACUGAAUUUUAUGACCGAGAACUGGCAGUUUCUAAAUUAUUUUUUAAACUUUCUGCCUAUGGCAAGCACUUUCAUUUAAACUUGAGUCUCAACACAGAUUUGGUCUCCAAACACUUCACAGUAGAAUAUUGGGGUAAAGAUGGACCUCAAUGGAAACAUGAUUUUUUAGACAACUGUCACUAUACAGGAUAUUUACGUGGCCAGCAUGGUACAUCUAAAGUAGCAAUAAGCAACUGCAAUGGUCUGCAUGGUAUAAUUGCUACAGAAGAUGAAGAAUAUUUUAUUGAACCCCUAAGGAACACAAGUGAACAGUCUGAUAAUUUUCAUUUUGAAGUUGGCCAUCCACAUGUAAUUUAUAAAAAAUCUUCACUGUAUCAUCAGUUCUUCUAUGAUCAUACCCAUUGUGAUAUUUCAGAAGAACUCACAAGAAGUGGUAAACCUUGGUGUUUGAACAAUACUGUUGCUUUUCCAACUCUUCUACCAGUUAAUCAGACUUUGAACAAUCAUCAUCGAUUGAAGAGAUCAAUAAGCACUGAACGUUUUGUGGAGACGCUGGUAGUAGCAGACAAAAUGAUGGUGGGAUAUCAUGGGCGCAAAGAUAUUGAACAUUAUAUUUUGAGUGUUAUGAAUAUUGUUGCCAAACUUUACCGUGAUUCCAGCCUAGGAAACGUUGUGAAUAUUAUAGUGACUCGUUUAAUUGUCCUCACAGAAGAUCAGCCAAACUUGGAGAUAAAUCACCAUGCAGACAAGUCCCUUGAUAGCUUCUGUAAGUGGCAGAAAUCCGUUCUCUCUCACCAAAGUGAUGGAAACACCAUUCCGGAAAAUGGAAUUGCCCACCAUGAUAAUGCAGUCCUUAUAACUAGAUAUGACAUCUGCACAUAUAAAAACAAGCCUUGUGGAACUCUGGGCUUGGCCUCUGUUGCUGGAAUGUGUGAGCCUGAAAGGAGCUGUAGUAUUAAUGAAGACAUUGGCCUUGGCUCUGCUUUUACCAUAGCCCAUGAAAUUGGUCACAAUUUUGGUAUGAACCAUGAUGGAAUUGGAAAUUCUUGUGGGACCAAAGGUCAUGAAGCAGCAAAACUUAUGGCAGCUCACAUUACAGCAAACACCAACCCCUUCUCAUGGUCAACCUGCAGUAGGGAUUAUAUCACCAGUUUUUUAGAUUCAGGCCGUGGUACUUGCCUUGAUAAUGAACCUCCCAAGCGUGAUUUUCUUUAUCCUGUGGUGGCCCCAGGUCAGGUGUAUGAUGCUGAUGAACAGUGUCGCUUCCAAUAUGGAGCUACAUCACGCCAGUGUAAAUACGGGGAAGUGUGUAGAGAGCUUUGGUGUCUCAGCAAAAGUAAUCGCUGUGUUACCAACAGUAUUCCAGCAGCUGAAGGUACUCUUUGCCAAACUGGGAGCAUUGAAAAGGGGUGGUGUUAUCAGGGAGAAUGUGUCCCUUUUGGCACUUGGCCUCAGAGCAUAGAUGGAGAUUGGGGUCCCUGGUCCAUUUGGGGAGAAUGCAGUAGGACCUGUGGGGGAGGAGUCUCAUCAUCCAUAAGGCACUGUGACAGUCCAGCACCUUCUGGUGGAGGAAAAUAUUGCCUUGGAGAAAGGAAACGAUAUCGCUCUUGUAACAUUGAUCCAUGUCCUCUUGGAGUCCGUGAUUUUCGAGAAAAACAGUGUGCAGACUUUGAUAAUAUGCCAUUUCGAGGAAAAUAUUACAACUGGAAACCAUAUACAGGAGGUGGGGUUAAGCCAUGUGCAUUAAACUGUUUAGCAGAAGGUUAUAACUUCUAUACUGAACGUGCUCCUGCAGUGAUAGAUGGAACACAGUGCAAUGCAGAUUCCCUGGAUAUUUGUAUCAAUGGAGAAUGCAAGCAUGUUGGAUGUGACAAUAUUUUGGGAUCUGACGCUAAAGAAGACAGGUGUCGGGUAUGUGGUGGUGAUGGGAGUACAUGUGAAGCUAUUGAAGGUUUUUUCAAUGAUACACUGCCCAGAGGUGGCUACAUGGAAGUGGUUCAAAUUCCUAAAGGUUCUGUUCAUAUUGAAAUCAAAGAAGUGGCAGUGUCAAAAAACUAUAUUGCUUUGAAAACUGAGGAUGAUGAUUAUUAUAUUAAUGGAGCCUGGACUAUUGAUUGGCCUAGAAAAUUUGAUGUUGCUGGAACAGCUUUCCAUUACAAAAGACCAGCUGAUGAAGCAGAAUCUUUGGAAGCUUUGGGCCCUACUUCAGAAAACCUUAUAGUCAUGAUUUUACUACAGGAGCAAAAUCUGGGGAUAAGGUAUAAAUUCAAUGUUCCCAUCUCUCGUACUGGCAGUGGUGACAAUGAAGUUGGCUUCACAUGGAAUCACCUCCCUUGGUCAGAGUGCUCUGCUACUUGCGCUGGAGGUAUGCAGAAACAAGAAAUAGUAUGCAAAAGGUUAGAUGACAGCUCUGUAGUCCAGAACAAUUACUGUGAUCCUGAUAGUAAACUACCAGAAAAUCAAAGAGCCUGCAACACUGAGCCUUGUCCACCUGAAUGGUUUAUAGGCGAUUGGUCAGAAUGCAGUAAGACCUGUGAUGGAGGAACGAGAUCACGAACUGUUCUAUGUAUCAGGAAGAUUGGACCUUCUGAAGAAGAGACAUUGGAGAGUACUCAUUGUUUAACACAUCACCCAGUUGAAAAAGAGUCCUGUAACAAUCAAUCUUGCCCCCCACAGUGGGUUCCUUUAGAUUGGUCAGAAUGUACUCCAAAAUGUGGACCUGGUUUUAAGCAUCGUAUUGUUCUCUGCAAAAGCAGCGAUCUUUCAAGAACAUUUCCAGUUGCACAUUGCCAAGAAGAAAACAAGCCUCCUGUCCGCAUGCGCUGUAGCUUGGGCAGGUGUCCUCCACCACGAUGGGUCACAGGAGACUGGGGACAGUGUUCUGCACAGUGUGGUCUUGGACAACAGAUGAGAACUGUGCAAUGUCUCUCAUAUACUGGACAAGGCUCCAGUGAUUGCCCUGAUACUCUUCGGCCUCCAUCAAUGCAGCAGUGUGAGAGCAAAUGUGACAGUACCCCUGUCUCUAAUGCAGAAGAAUGCAAAGAUGUGAACAAAGUGGCUUAUUGCCCACUGGUGCUGAAGUUCAAAUUCUGCAGUCGAGCGUACUUCAGACAGAUGUGCUGCAAGACCUGCCAAGGACAUUGACCCACAGAAACUGAAAGUGCCUUGUUGCUUCAUUGUGCAAAUGUGUCCAUCUAAGAUUUCUGCACAGUGCAACCAGUCAGAUAGUCUACAUUCAUCACCCUGUGGAAAAUAUAACCACUGGUCAGCUCCAGCUGACAGAAUUGCAAAGUUAUUUUAACUUCCGUGAAGUGGGAUUUAUUCAUCCAAAGUGCUGGACACAGUAUAAGGAGGCAAUGCCAAAACGGAAAACUAUACCCAGUACAUAGCGAACAUAUGUGUACUUUCAGCUAAAUCCCGUUUACCUCCUUGGACCAUUAAAAUAAUUGUUAUUAUGGACCUAGCAGUGACACUGAAUCCAUUUGUAUUUAAUAUUGUUCUUAUGAUUUGGUCAUCUAUAGAAGUAAAGAAGAAUUUUAAAAACCCUAUCAUAGCUUAUAAUUAAUAAUUAUUUUAUCUUACUAUAUAGCACCACAACUUAUGGUAAAGAAGUGGGCUUGGGAAUAUUAUUUUAGAAGCAAUUAUAAAUCCAAAGUAAAACGAACGUAUUUUCCUUUGUUUCAUCUAAUUCUUUAAAGGAUAAUCCAUAUUUCCAGAGGAUUGCAGUGAGCCAUAUAUAAAGCUAUGAAAAAUGCAUCAGGUAUUUAUUACCUAAUUGCAUCAAACAAUAAAUAUGUGCUGCAGGUUUAUAGCCAUUUUGCCAUUUUACAAAUAAAUCAGGAUUUUUACUAAAGGGAAUGUAUUCAUACUCCAAUUGUGAAGAACAUAUUUACUACUAUUUCAGUACUUAUGUAGAGAAUGCUUAAAACAAAUCUUCUCAAAUUCACCAUUUCUCCCUUCAGUUACAGAAAGGCAUCUCUGUAGCAACUAAUUACUGUGUAAUUAUCAAUGAUGAACUGGCUGCAUAGCGGAGAAUAGUCUCUUCUAAUAAUCAUGCUGAAACUCUUCUGGGUGUUCAUUUUCU